Leucoraja erinaceus (little skate) is the source of this 2723-nucleotide messenger RNA. It is a transcript of the gene mfn2, whose product is annotated as mitofusin 2. The record is from RefSeq and is a predicted model, not a curated record. Gene Ontology annotation, cellular component: mitochondrial outer membrane. The transcript has 18 exons. The coding region runs from base 348 to 2621 and encodes 757 amino acids. Gene Ontology annotation, molecular function: GTPase activity; GTP binding. Gene Ontology annotation, biological process: mitochondrial fusion; mitochondrion localization. NCBI's taxonomy places the organism in Eukaryota, Metazoa, Chordata, Chondrichthyes, Rajiformes, Rajidae.
ACAGAGGCUGCCUGUCCAUUCACCACAGGGGCUGCCUGUCCCUUGUCCACAGACACUGCCUGACCAUUGUCCUAGAUCUAGAUCUGGAUGUAAUACACUGAAAAGCUCCUGAUAGAGCAUCACUCAGCACUAAUAUCUAUUGCCCACAGAGGCUGCCCGACCUGCUCUGUUCAUAGACUCUGCUGCAGGAUCUUUGGCUCUGUUCCUCCAUCACGUUCCCCGUGUCGCGGUGUGAUGACGUGCACGCGUCGCUGGCGGAUGACGCGACUGGCAGGCCCCGGCGUGAGGAGAAGCCGCUCGGGCAGCGGGAGGAGAGCAGCGGCCGCGGGCGGGACAACACCAGUGCCAUGUCUCUGAUGUUCUCCCGCUCACACCCAGUUGUAAUUGGUAAAAAAGACAAGCGCCUGAUGGCUGAGGUUAACGCUUCACCGCUCAAACACUUUGUCACUGCUAAAAAGAAGAUCAAUGGAAUCUUUGACCAGCUUGCAUCCUACAUCAAGGAGAGUGCUACAUUCCUCAAAGAAACGUACCAGGAUGGAGAACUGGAUCCAAUCACGACAGAAGAGCAGGUACUGGAGGUGACCGGUUACCUAUCAAAGGUUGGAGGAAUCAGUGAAGUGCUGGCACGGCGACACAUGAAGGUGGCAUUUUUUGGCAGGACAAGCAACGGGAAAAGCACUGUGAUCAACGCCAUGCUGUGGGACAAAGUCCUACCCUCGGGAAUUGGCCACACCACCAACUGCUUCCUCCGUGUGGAAGGAUCAGAUGGGAAUGAAGCCUAUCUGCUCACAGAUGGAUCGGAGGAAAAACGGAAUAUCAAGACGGUGAAUCACUUGGCUCAUGCCCUGCACCAGGAUGACCAGCUCACUGUUGGCAGUCUCGUUUCUGUCAUGUGGCCCAAGAUGAAGUGUGCCUUACUGCGAGAUGACCUGGUGCUUGUGGACAGUCCCGGAAUUGAUGUAACCACCGAGCUUGAUAGCUGGAUUGAUAAGUUCUGCCUGGAUGCUGAUGUGUUUGUGUUGGUCGCGAACUCUGAGUCAACGUUAAUGCAGACGGAAAAGCAGUUUUUCCAUAAAGUCAAUGAGCGGUUGUCUCAACCCAAUAUCUUUAUCCUCAAUAACCGCUGGGAUGCAUCGGCGUCGGAACCUGAAUACAUGGACGAGGUGCGUCGCCAACACAUGGACCGCUGCACCAGUUUCCUGGUGGACGAGCUCGGAGUUGUGGACAGGGCUCGGGCCACUGAUCGCAUUUUCUUUGUAUCAGCCAAGGAAGUUUUGAACGCUCGGAUCCAAAAAGCUCAAGGGAUGCCUGAAGGAGGUGGAGCGCUGGCUGAAGGAUUCCAGGCAAGAAUGUUUGAAUUCCAAAACUUUGAGCGUCGGUUUGAGGAAUGUAUUUCACAGUCAGCAGUUAAAACCAAGUUUGAGCAACACACCGUUCGCGCCAAGCAGAUUUCAGAUACCCUGCGGCGAAUUAUGGGUGCUGUGCAUGUUUCUGCCACUGAACAGAGGGUGCAUUGCCUGAAUCAGAGAGAGGAGAGAAUGGAUCGAUUGGAGUUUAUUGAGAAUCAGCUGGAUUUGUUAACUCAGGAUUGUAAAAGCAAGAUCAAACAAAUUACUGAGGAGGUGGAGCGACAGGUCUCUAAUGCAAUGGCAGAAGAAAUACGACAGCUUUCCAUGUUGGUGGAUGAUUUCCACUUGGAUUUUCACCCCUCACAGGUGGUGCUCAAAGUCUAUAAAAGUGAGCUUCAUAAACACCUUGAGGAAGGUCUUGGACGCAACAUGUCUGAGCGUUGCUCUGUCACCAUUACAUCCAGCCUCCAGAAAACCCAGCAAGAAAUGAUUGACAGCCUCCAGCCUCUACUGCCACCCGCGGAGAGAGGCCGUGUCGAUCUUCCAAUCCCUCGUCAAUGCUUCAGUCUCAGUUAUGAUCUGAACUGUGAUCGGCUCUGCACAGAUUUCCAGGAAGAUGUUGAAUUUCACUUCUCACUCGGAUGGACAAUGCUUGUCAGUCGUUUCCUUGGACCAAAAAAUGGCCGCAGGGCAUUGGCGGGAUGCAGUGACCAGGUAACAAGGCAAAUGCCUAUUACCCCUGUCAGCACCAGCUUGCCACCGUUACCCCAAGGGUCGAUGACCCAGGAAGAACUUAUGGUGUCCAUGGUAACUGGAUUAGCAUCUUUAACUUCACGGACAUCAAUGGGAAUAAUCGUAGUUGGUGGUGUGGUGUGGAAGGCAGUGGGUUGGAGGCUGAUUGCACUGACAGUUGGAAUGUACGGUCUCCUGUAUGUGUAUGAGCGUCUGACGUGGACAAACAGAGCAAAGGAACGAACCUUCAAGCGGCAGUUUGUGGACUAUGCUGCUGAGAAACUACAGCUCAUAGUCAGUUACACAGGUUCCAACUGCAGUCAUCAGGUGCAACAAGAGCUGGCAGGGACAUUUGCCCAGCUGUGUCAGCAAGUGGAUGUGACACGGCAGAGCCUGGAUGUGGAAAUUAAAGACCUGAAUAAGAAGAUUGAACAGCUGGACUCGCUCCAGAGUAAAGCCAAGUUGCUCAGGAACAAGGCCGGCUGGUUAGACAGUGAGCUGAACAUGUUUACUCAGCAGUACCUGCAGCAGAGCAGUUGAGAGGACUGUGGCAGGUUCAAGAUUGCAAGAUGUCUUCACUUUGUGAGCAGGCAGAGUUCAGCAGCUGCAAUAGAGAAGGAUGGUGGGGGGGGGGGGGGGGGG